Monodelphis domestica (gray short-tailed opossum) is the source of this 7336-nucleotide messenger RNA. RefSeq names its product RIMS binding protein 2 (gene RIMBP2). Gene Ontology annotation, biological process: neuromuscular synaptic transmission. The record is from RefSeq and is a predicted model, not a curated record. Gene Ontology annotation, molecular function: protein binding. Lineage: Eukaryota; Metazoa; Chordata; Mammalia; Didelphimorphia; Didelphidae.
AACUCUUGUCCUGUACCUGACAUUUCUCCUGCCCCUAGGAGAGAGCUGCUCCCACUGUGCUAGCUCUCGCCUCUCUCAGGGCAUCUGGAGUCCCCCCAGGGAAGUUGGGCAUUCUGUGGCUGCUGCUGCUGCUGCUGGAGGGGGAGCUCCGAAGUGCCGGUGUCCCUCCUCUGGGUGAGAGACUCGUGUGUUUUUCCGUUUGUCAAUGAGAGCUGGAGGGAUCAUUUUUCCCAUUCUGCCUGAGACACUGCAGCUGUUUAGCAGGAGGCUAUGGCAACAGAGCAUCUUGUUCCUCCUCGGUAGCACUGCCUCAGUAGGACUGCAGAUGGGCCAGCCUGGCUCGUGGACUUCAGGGGAUCCUUCAAGGGCUGGUCACUGGUCUUCUGUUGGAGGAGAUUGGAGCAUCCCAAGAAACCCAGGAGGUGUGUGUAUGAAUGCGUGUGUGCGUGUGUGAUGGGCGGAGGAGGGUAGGGUACCAGAAUCCGGGCUCCCAGCAAGACAGACCACAGAGUUUCCAUCCUUAUGCAGCUUGGGCCAGCUCUGAAGGAACUUGGGUUCUCAGAGAGCAAGUUUUCUAAAAGCAAGGUUACCCUGAGACUUUUAGGACUCCCAGUUCCUAAAGGAAGACGUAGAGGGCUGGCAGAAGGGAGCUGGGAUUGGACCGAGGGGAAACUCUGCAUGGGGCAGGGGCCCUGGUGUUCAAAGCAGAAAAAGAAGGGAGUGGUCAGGGAUGACUAUCCUAAUGGCUGCAGUACCGCUGGGGACUGUAGCCUGCACUUUGAGUUCACAAAGAAGGGGAAAGAGAUCCACAACCAAUCCUGGGAAGACUCUGGAAAGCUGGCAAAAGCAGCCAACCGUGAUCAGCUGGUGACAAGAGAAAUUUUGGGGGGACAUUCACUUCAGAGAGGAGGAGGAAGAGGCAGAGGCAGAAGCCAGGCCAUUCUCCCAAUCAGCAUGGUUCCUGGGUCCUCUGGGAAGAGCAAGAAGGGCAUCUUUUUGUCCUCCUCCUCAUCUUCUGCUGAGCAAAGGACGGGACGCCUUCCGAUGCUGAAAGGUUAUUUGGGUCGCAGAGGAGCACCCCAGCUCCAGCACACUCCCAGGGGUCUCAGCUUCACCAAAGACCCAGAGAUCCAGGUGCUGCAGAUGGCGCACGAGGAGCCCAGGGGCCAGCUGGGAUGUCAAAGGGUCAAUCCCCUUCGCUUCGUGGGCCUGCCAGAGAGUCUGGAAGCUGGAGGAGGUGGAGUCGGGGAAUUGGCCCAAAGAGAAUGGGCUGAGCCUUGUGAGGAAGGACUGGUCGGGCAGAAGCCUGCUGACGUGGAGCAGCUGCUCAAACAGUCUCAGAGGGAGCUGCUUUGGCUACAGAGACAGCUGGCCUUUGUCUCCACCGGAAGUCCCACCUACCUCCUGCCUCCAAACAGAUUCAGAAAUGAUCUGUAUUUGCAGCCUACAGUUGCCCAGAAAGCCUUUGGUCAGUUCCUACUUUUAGAAGAGCGGCCACGGACUUCCCCAGCUCAUGUACCUGUUCUGAACCCAGAUUCUCACCAUUGGAGCCUUGCAGAGCAUGAAUUGAAGGAUGCUGCACAAGGGAAGAGUCGCCUGAGACUUCAGUAUGCUAACCUUUCCCACAAGGCAUUGCAGUAUGAGCAGGUAAAAGCAGACUAUGAUCGUCUCAGCCACAUCCUCACCAUAGUGACCAAAGAACGUGAUUUGGCCCUGAAGGAGAAAUACCAGCUCCAAGCCAAACUGGAGAAUCUAGAGCAGGUCCUAAAGCAUAUGCGAGAGGCCGCAGAACGGCGGCAACAGUUGGAAUUAGAGCAUGAGCAAGCCCUGGCCGUUCUCAACGCGAAGCAGCGGGAAAUCGAACUCCUGCAGAAGGCUCAGGUUGAAGCCAAGAAAGAGCAUGAAGGAGCAGUCCAGCUGCUAGAGUCCAAGGUUCGAGAACUGGAAGAGAAAUGUCGGACCCAAAGUGAGCAGUUCAACCUCCUGUCUAGGGAGCUGGAGAAGUUUCGGCAGCAGGCGGGGAAGAUCGAUCUGUUGAGCGGUAACUCUGUGGUCUCCUUGGAUAUCCCAGCCUCCCCUAACAAGCCUUUCACCCACUUUAUGAAUGGAAUAGCCGCCUCCUUUGGCAAAGGUCAGGACAGUCCUUCUGGAAGUCAUUCUGUGAUUGCUGAAUUUAUUCGACCCCGUCCACUCUCCAGUGACAAACCUGAACCACUGUCUGUCAAACCUACUUUUCUAUCCAGGUCAAGAUCUGGCAGCCCAGGAUGCAGAUUUGAAUCAGACAUGGAUAAUGAACGGAAUUCCAAUACCUCAAAGCAGAAAUACUCGGGGAAAGUUCAUCUGUGUGUUGCCCGCUACAGUUACAACCCCUUUGAUGGACCAAAUGAAAACCCGGAAGCUGAACUCCCCCUCACAGCAGGAAAAUACCUCUAUGUAUAUGGUGACAUGGAUGAAGAUGGAUUCUAUGAAGGAGAACUCCUAGAUGGGCAGAGAGGACUGGUCCCUUCCAACUUUGUGGAUUUUGUCCAAGAUAAUGAAUCCCGUUUGUCCAACACACUGGGGAGUGAACAGGAUCAGAAUUUUAUCAACCAUUCUGGUGUGGGCUUGGAAGGAGAGAGCAUCCUCGAUCUAAAUUCACCCACCCAAGGAGACUCCAGCAUCAUCAACAAUGGGACUGGGACGCUGGAUGUGAACAUUGAUGAGAUCGGAGAAGACAUUGUGCCUUACCCUAGACGAAUCACCCUUAUCAAACAACUAGCCAAAAGUGUUAUUGUGGGCUGGGACCCCCCAGCUGUGCCACCAGGAUGGGGGACAGUGAUCAGCUACAAUGUCCUUGUUGACAACGAGACCCGCAUGAAUCUCACCCUGGGGAGCAGAACUAAAGCCCUGAUAGAAAAGUUGAACAUUGCAGCCUGCACAUACCGGAUCUCCGUGCAGAGCAUCACGAACCGGGGGAACUCGGAUGUACUCCAGUGCACCCUGCUCGUGGGCAAGGAUGUUAUCGUGGCCCCUUCCCACUUACGGGUGGACCACAUCACUCAAAUUUCGGCUGAGCUCUCCUGGCUCCCAACCAACAGCAAUUACAGCCACGUCAUCUUUCUCAAUGAGGAGGAAUUUGACAUCGUCAAGGCUGCAAGGUAUAAGUAUCAGUUUUUUAACCUGAAGCCCAACAUGGCUUAUAAAGUGAAGGUUUUGGCUAAACCCCACCAGAUGCCGUGGCAGCUUCCUCUGGAGCAAAGAGAAAAGAAAGAGGCCUUUGUGGAGUUUUCUACUCUUCCAGCAGGUCCUCCAGCUCCACCUCAAGAUGUCACCAUUCAAGCCGGGACCACUCCAGCAACCAUUCAGGUCUCCUGGAAACCACCAACUCUCACACCCACUGGGAUGUCCAAUGGAGCAAAUGUGUCUGGCUAUGGUGUUUAUGCAAAAGGGCAGAGGGUGGCUGAAGUCAUCUUCCCGACAGCUGACAGCACAACUGUUGAGCUGAUGCGCAUCCGGAACCUGGAAGCCAAGGAGGUGACUGUGAGAACCCUUUCCACCCAAGGUGAAUCCAUGGAUUCUUUAAUAGCUGCCAUUCCACCCGACCUACUGGUGCCUCCAACCCCACACCCUCGAACUACUCCCAAACCUAAGCCAUUAGCAAGUGCCGGAGCCCCAGAUACCAAAGACGAACAGUUGGGUCCCCACAUCAAAAUGGAUGAGUCUUGGGAGCAGACUCGCUCAGCUGCCCCCACACAUGGACACAUGCUGGAACCUCCGACAUCCAACUUUCCCGGCUCGGCUCCUGGGAGGCGGUCACCCUCACCCAAUCGAAUUCUCCCACAGCCGCAGGGCACCCCAGUCCCCAACACUGUGGCCAAAGCCAUGGCACGGGAAGCUGCCCAACGGAUGGCAGAGAGCAGUCGAUUGGAGAAAAGGAGCCUGUUCGAAGACAGGAGCAGGGCUGGGCAUUAUGCAAACUCUGAUGAGGAGGAAGAGGAUGGCUAUGACUCACCAGACAUCAAAAGGAGAGGAGCUUCUGUGGAUGAUUUUCUGAAAGGCUCCGAGCUUGGCAAGCAGUCACACUAUGGUCAUGGAGAGGAGUACCACACAGAGAGCAGCCGGGGCUCUGACCUGUCUGACAUUAUGGAAGAAGAUGAGGAGGAACUUUAUUCUGAAAUGCAGCUGGAGGAUGGGGGCAGGAGGCGGUCCAGUGGAACCCCCCACAACACUCUGAAGGAGUGCUGUGACAAUAGGACCACCACCGAUGCAACUUUUUGGGAACAGCCCGAAUUUCCCCAACAGACCCACCACAGUAAAAAACUUUUCAGUAUCCCAGAAGUAGCUGAAGAGGAUGGAGACUAUUCCGAGCUGCUGCACAAACAAGGUUUAGGGUUGUCCUAUAAGAUGAAAGCCCCAGGACCCAGAGGGCCUAGGUACCCCAGGUGCUGCAUUGAAGACAAACCCCAACAUGCCACCUGGUUCCCUACCAAGCACAGGCUGUCUGGCUUUGCCCACCACUCAGAGGACUCUGCUCCUGAAGAUAAAGGUUGCAGAUUUAGCCGGUCCCUCACCCGGAGCCCAGACAGUGGGCUUGACUGCGGGAGUGAGGAAGAGGAGUCUCGGUUUAGCUUCCGAAAUGUUCAUGGCCAUAUGUCCCCUCAUGCCGGCCCCCCCUGUUGCCAAGGCCGGAGCCCCUGUUCAUGCUGGAGAAGUCCGAGGCCCCUUCUAGCCCGUAGGAAAACACUGACCCGGCAGACCAGCAUUGAGGAAGACUUUGGAGAGCAGUUUGCCCCCAGUGAGGUCAUCAGGAGCAAUGAGAGCACACCUGGCCCUGAGAGAACUAGCCCCAGGAAGAGUUACUUCAGUGAGCCCAUCAAGUCAGAAGACCCUUGCUGUGCCUGGAAGGUCAAGAUGAGUGACAGCAGGGCAGCUGUCCCACUUACAAAAUCAACUCCCAGAGAUGGAGAAGGUUCUUUGCUUUUAGGAAAUCCAGCGUCUGCCGGACGGACUGAUAGGGUGGAUCACACGGGUCGAAGGUUAUCACAUGGCAGUGCUGGACCUCAGAGGCCCCGGCCAAUGAUGGUCCCUUCCAUUGAUGGGUAUUGCAGCCGAGAUCGCCUGUCUCCAGACCUGUAUGAGGAAUCUGAAACAGACCCUGGCACCGAGGACCUUUCGGUCCGAAUAUUUGUGGCUCUCUUUGACUAUGAUCCACAUACAAUGUCUCCCAAUCCUGAUGGGGCAGAAGAAGAGCUACCAUUUAAGGAAGGACAAAUCAUUAAGGUUUAUGGAGACAAAGAUGCUGAUGGCUUCUACCGUGGAGAAACCUGUGCCCGACUUGGCCUUAUUCCUUGUAACAUGGUCUCAGAAAUCCAAGCAGAUGAUGAAGAGAUGAUGGACCAGCUCCUCAAACAAGGCUUUCUCCCUCUGAAUACCCCUGUGGAAAAAAUAGAAAGGAACAGACGAAGUGGCAGGCAGCACCCUGUGUCUACGAGAAGAAUGGUGGCUCUCUACGACUAUGAUCCAAGAGAAAGCUCUCCUAAUGUUGAUGUAGAGGCAGAACUGACAUUUUGUACAGGAGACAUUAUUACUGUGUUUGGUGAAAUUGAUGAAGAUGGAUUUUAUUAUGGAGAGCUCAAUGGACAAAAGGGCCUGGUUCCUUCAAACUUUCUGGAAGAAGUGCCUGAUGACGUUGAAGUCUACCUUUCGGAUACACCAUCCCGUUAUUCUCAAGAUGCCCCAAUGCGUACCAAGGCAAAAAGGGUUCCUCCUGAGAAUACAGGUACGUCAAGGAGAGCACCAUCCCCCACAGUCCAUCUUCAUUCUGGGUCACCUCCGUCAACUAUGGGUUCUGGUAGUCCUGGGAGAGGCAGGGAAAGGGCCUCGAAAAAGAAAAAGGGUCUGCUUUCCAAAGGGAAGAAACUUCUGAGAAAGCUGGGCGCGGUGAAGUGACCCAUGUACGUCUGGACGACUCGUAACGCCUGGCCUAUGUAAUUUCCUUUCAUCCCAAACUAGGGCUUUCAUGACUCACUCAAGUACUUUCUGAAACCAUUUUUUUUUAUUUUUUGCCCUUCCUUUCUGACACCAGUAGGGGAAAAAAAAUACAAUUUUGCACUAUGGUCCACUUUAACCAACUGCAAGAGUAAAGUGGGCCUGUUCUUUCCAAGUCAUUGUUGCCAAUCUGCUCUGAUUUUUCCAAAGUAUGAUUUUUGGGGAAGGGAAAACCAUUAAAGGUCAGGUGGAUGAAGAGCUACUGGGGUAGCCGCUGCCCACCUGGAGUAUCUCAUCUUUCUGCAUUUGUUACCUGCCCUUAAAGGGAUGACUUUCAAGUUUCUCCUUUUCCAAAUGCUUGCCUCAUGAUGCGUAAAUGUCACUUAACUAUGGUCUUGAAAUUCCUAGUUUAUUCAGCCUUGAUGUUCUGCCUUAUAAAAUGCACAGUGAUUUGUACUGUCUAGUAAAUAUACAGUGUAUACUUUGUAUGUGUUCUACAUUCAAAUGUCUUCAUUCUCAUUGAAACCAGAGUUUGAAAUCAAGUAACUUGUUAUUGACUCUAUUUGAUGUUUGUAAUUUGGGAAAAAAGAAAAGUUAUUUCAUUUGAAUUUUAUGUUAGACAUUGGCCUGUGUUCGACUGAUUGGGGGAAAAAAAUAAAUUACAAAUACAAGCUAGAAAUGAAAUUCUCAUGCCCUAUCAGUCAUUCAAAAAAAUAAAAUCAAAACAUUGUAAAACCUACUUUGGGCUAUUCUCCUCCAUGCAAUGUCCAAGUCCUCCAACCUGCUGGAAAGCAAGCGUUUUUGCCCCUUCCGUGUUUCUUCUGUAGCUGUGCAAGUUUCAGUUCAUUCAUUUUUCACUUUUUGGAUGUCAGCGUGAAAUACACGGAAAUGGGCUCAUCAGUGAGGUGUCACACGUGUGUGUCUAAACUGCUACAUACCAGGCACAAAAGGCACAAGGAAGGUAUUCUAAAUUUCUGAGCCCCAUCUGCUUCCAUGCCCAUUUUUCAGUAUUGGCAUCUGCUGAACAAAAGCGGUCUUACCAGUUGCUGGCCAAUCUAUUUGGUCAUAACUAUUUUGUAACUCUUGUCCCCUUGAAAAUUGUUUUUACUGUUUAUACAUACUUUUCAGACUGCCUUUCUUUUGUAAUUUAUGAAAGGUUUAUAAAUGAUCAAAGCUUCCCCCCAUUGUGUCUUCAAAGAACUCGACUGUAAAUUAUUGUAAAAAAAAAAAGCGAUUAUUUGUGUGUGCUAGAUGUAUGAAAUUUAAGACAACUACUGGCCUAAACUUGUGGUUAAAUAUUGUGUGGGUGUGUGCAUGUGUACAGUUCAUGUAAAAUAUUUUAUGUAAAUAAAAUAUUUGAUAUUUUAUA